AUGGGCACGAACCCUCCGCAUCGCUGUACGAUUCGAUGGAUCACAUUGUCCGUGUGUUGUGCAGCUUUAACAGUGAGAGCGCGAGCGAGAGAAAAAGACGGAGAUCCUGUCCCCGACUGUAUGGGGACCGCACCGACUCGGCGGGGGAUUAUGCAGCCUGCACCGGUUGGGCACCUCUGGGAGCAGGAUACUCGGAGAUCCCCUUUCGAUCUGGUCGGGUGGGGAGAGAGAAAUAACAGGCCUGGCUCAGCUCAGGCUGCCGACAUCAUCCCGCGGGCGCGGAGGUGGAAGUGGGUGGUCCGGGGCCUUGCGCGAUCGGGCAUCCUGCAUGAGGCCGGAGACGAAUCAUUGAUGGGUGGCCUGUGGACUGCCUGGUCUGCAGAUCGCGUUCUUCGGCCUUGCAAUGGGGUUUACGCCACAGUUGCCCUAUGCUAUGCGGCGAUCAUGCAAGGGUGGCAGACACAGACCAAGUCGAGUCUGCCGGAACUCGGAUAA
Messenger RNA from Penicillium subrubescens, 495 nucleotides. RefSeq lists its product as uncharacterized. The transcript is spliced from 2 exons. Bases 1 to 495 code for a protein of 164 amino acids. Lineage: Eukaryota; Fungi; Ascomycota; Eurotiomycetes; Eurotiales; Aspergillaceae. The record is from RefSeq and is a predicted model, not a curated record.